This is a messenger RNA of Arvicola amphibius (Eurasian water vole), 5087 nucleotides long. RefSeq names its product transmembrane O-mannosyltransferase targeting cadherins 2 (gene Tmtc2). The record is from RefSeq and is a predicted model, not a curated record. Gene Ontology annotation, cellular component: endoplasmic reticulum membrane. Gene Ontology annotation, molecular function: protein binding; mannosyltransferase activity. The transcript is spliced from 12 exons. Bases 334 to 2844 code for a protein of 836 amino acids. Gene Ontology annotation, biological process: protein O-linked glycosylation via mannose. Lineage: Eukaryota; Metazoa; Chordata; Mammalia; Rodentia; Cricetidae.
CCGCGGGAAAGGACUAGCCCGAAUCCUCCGCCGGGGGGCGUGAAGCCGGAUCGCCUCUUGCCUCUCGCGGUUGUCGGGCAUGGGGAGCGCAGUGUGAGCCGCUAACCCCGGGAGCACUCAGGAGCAGCGGAGCCAGGCGACCAGAGGAGCCGGCGGAAAGAAACCCGGGAUCGGAAGAAGGAGCCGAGGGAGGGCGAGGAGGCGGGCGGGGAAGCCAGGCAAAAGUGCAGCCGGGAGGAGAAGGCGGCGGAAGGUGGGGAUUGAUGCUUCUGUUUUUUGUUGCCGCUGCUGCGCUCGCGCUGGGAGCCAAGCCCGAGGGAAGGCGGUGGAGAGAUGAUUGCAGAGUUGGUGAGCAGCGCUCUGGGGCUCGCCUUGUAUCUCAACACCCUGAGUGCGGAUUUCUGCUACGAUGACAGCCGUGCUAUCAAGACUAAUCAGGACCUGCUCCCAGAAACCCCAUGGACACACAUUUUCUACAAUGACUUUUGGGGAACUCUUCUAACGCACAGUGGUAGCCACAAGUCCUACCGGCCACUCUGCACUCUUUCUUUUCGGCUCAACCACGCCAUCGGAGGACUGAAUCCCUGGAGCUACCAUCUUGUCAAUGUUCUCUUGCAUGCGACCGUCACCGGGCUCUUCACACGCUUCUCCAAGGUCCUUCUCGGGGAUGGAUACUGGACUUUCAUGGCCGGCUUGAUGUUCGCGUCUCACCCCAUUCAUACGGAGGCAGUGGCGGGCAUCGUGGGCCGGGCAGAUGUGGGCGCCAGUCUUUUUUUCCUCCUUGCCUUGCUCUGCUACAUUAAGCACUGUUCUACGAGAGGCUACUCAGCCAGAACUUGGGGCUGGUUCCUGGGGACCGGACUGUGUGCAGGAUGCAGUAUGUUGUGGAAGGAACAAGGAGUGACUGUCCUGGCGGUCUCAGCAGUGUAUGAUGUCUUUGUCUUCCACCGGCUGAAGAUGAAGCAGCUCUUACCUUCCAUUUACAGACGGAAGAACUUGUCUCUCUUCCUCAGCAUUAGCUUGUUAACCUUCUGGGGGACCAGCCUCUUGUGUGCCCGGUUAUACUGGAUGGGAAACAAACCACCAAGCUUCUCCAACUCCGACAACCCGGCAGCUGACUCGGACAGCCUGUUGGCUCGCACGCUCACCUUCUUCUAUUUGCCUACCAAGAACCUCUGGCUCUUGCUCUGCCCAGACACCCUGAGCUUCGAUUGGUCCAUGGAUGCUGUGCCUCUUCUCAAAACAGUUUGCGACUGGAGAAAUCUCCACACUGUGGCCUUCUAUUCUGGACUUCUGUUCCUUGCCUACUGUGGUUUGAAGAACCCAAGUGUAGACGGGGAGUGCAAUGGGAAAGCUGUGUCAAACGGCAAGCAGAAUGCAAAUGGCCACAGCUGCCACUCAGAUGUAGAGUACCGGAACUCAGACGCUAAGCCCAGCUUUGCAUCCAAAGCAGAGAAUGGCAUUAAAAAUAACGUAUCACAGAGAACUCAGCUCCCGUCCACAGAGAACAUUGUUAUUCUGUCCUUAUCUUUGUUGAUAAUCCCUUUCAUUCCUGCCACGAACCUGUUUUUCUAUGUCGGCUUUGUAAUUGCAGAGCGAGUAUUAUAUAUUCCCAGUAUGGGUUUCUGCCUUCUGAUCACAGUGGGUGCCAGAGCCCUUUAUGUCAAAGUCCAAAGGAGGUUUCUCAAGAGCCUGGUUUUUUACGCUACAGCAAUGUUAAUUGUCUUCUAUGGACUCAAGACUGCGAUCAGGAACGGAGACUGGCAAAAUGAAGAGAUGCUCUAUAGGUCAGGGAUAAAAGUAAACCCAGCCAAAGCAUGGGGUAACCUUGGAAAUGUUCUGAAGAGUCAGAGUAAAAUUUCUGAAGCUGAAAGCGCCUACAGAAACGCUUUAUACUACCGCAGCAACAUGGCCGACAUGCUGUAUAAUUUAGGGUUGCUGCUCCAGGAAAACAGCAGGUUGGCAGAAGCAUUGCAUUAUUACAAACUGGCUGUCGGGAGCCGGCCGACCCUGGCUUCUGCCUAUUUAAACACGGGCAUUAUUCUGAUGAACCAAGGGAAGACAGAAGAAGCCCGGCGAACAUUCCUGAAGUGUUCCGAGAUUCCAGAUGAAAACCUGAAGGACCCUCAUGCACAUAAGAGCUCUGUGACCAGCUGUCUGUACAACCUGGGGAAACUCUAUCAUGAGCAAGGACAUUAUGAGGAUGCCCUGAGUGUAUAUAAGGAAGCAAUUCAGAAAAUGCCAAGGCAGUUUGCCCCCCAGAGCUUAUAUAACAUGAUGGGUGAAGCAUACAUGCGACUGGGUAAGCUCCCUGAAGCUGAGCACUGGUACAUGGAGUCACUGAGAUCCAAGACUGACCACAUCCCUGCUCACCUCACCUAUGGGAAACUGCUCGCUUUAACAGGUCGUAAGAGUGAGGCCGAAAAGUUCUUCUUGAAGGCCAUUGAGCUGGAUCCCACCAAAGGAAACUGUUACAUGCACUACGGUCAGUUUCUUCUGGAAGAAUCUCGCCUCACAGAAGCCGCUGAGAUGGCAAAGAAAGCAGCCGAACUCGACAGCACAGAGUUUGACGUCGUCUUCAAUGCUGCUCACAUGCUCAGACAAGCUAGCCUCAAUGAAGCAGCGGAGAAGUAUUAUGACCUGGCAGCUAAACUGAGACCUAAUUAUCCCGCUGCUCUCAUGAACCUGGGAGCCAUUCUCCAUCUCAACGGCCGGCUCCAGAAGGCUGAGGCCAACUACUUGCGGGCUCUGCAACUCAAGCCAGAUGACGUCAUCACUCAGUCCAAUCUCCGCAAGCUGUGGAACAUCAUGGAGAAGCAAGGAUUGAAGACCUCCAAGACCUGACACACGGGGGCUCAUCGUCUACGCUUGUCAAAGCUGGCUUCAGUAACAGACAGACCUUCCCAGCUGUGCUGCGAUCAAAGUUCACCGUGGACUUUAAGUCCAGGACCGAGGUCGUCUUGGUUACUGCCGCUGCUGCGUGAAUCCACUUUGCUAUGGGCAUCGCCCCUUAACACCAAAAAGGGAAACAUUGAAACCUCCUGGAGGGUGGAAUUGUUACCCGUAGGUAGACUGUAAACCAGAGCACUUAACAGGAUCUUUGGCAUUUGUAGAAGGGAGGGGGAAAUCUUCAUUGCAAACAUUGUUCACUUUUGAAAGAGAAUUUUGAAAUAUAUUGUUCCUUCAACACUGUGAGAGGAAGGUCAGAGAGCCCAUCCAGCCACCGUGGACUCUUAAGGUUAAGUGUGAACAGGGGAUGAUUAAAGCAUAGUGUGAAUCCAGUGGCCCACCAGUUGACCUUACCGCUGUUGGCUUCCCUCUCUGGGACAGCCUGCUUAUUGAUUUCUGAAACUUAUGAAACUUUGAUUUUAAUACUGUGUCAGUAUCUGUCUGAAUCUGCCGCUGUUUCUUGACGCAUACACCUAAACAUUUUAUGGUUUGAAUGUCCUAGGCUUCCCAGGGUUGAACAUCAUUUGUUUGCCCAUGUCUCAAAAGGAACGUGAAGAGAUGCGCUAACCACUCAUACAGGCGGUAUGAGAGGACCUAGGGAGGCCUUGGGUGUGUGUCCCAAGUCAUGUUCAUUUUUAUAUCGUCAGUAUUUUCUCCAUAACUUUUCGUCAGAUCUCGUUGUGUUAAUUCUUUUGAAAUUACCUUUUCCGGUGUCUAUAUACACAUAUCACUGAGGCCGAGACAAAGGGAUGCUAUGAGUGUUCCAGUCCCGGUGCCCGAUGGUUACUAUAGAAGGCAAAGUCCUUGGUGCUUCCUAGACGGUGGUUGCUAUAAUGAGUCAAUGAAGGUUGAGUACAGAAGGAUUAUUGUCAAUGAUUUUGUGUUUUUGAAAGAGCUGGUGUAAAAUGCCCAUCGAUUCCAAACAUAUGCCCAAACAGCGAUGCAGAUAAAUCCUGGAUGAUUAUCUUAUUUUGCUCUUCCUGAAAGACGUCAAAAAUAAAUUAUUUGAAGAUGCCAUGAAGUAAGCAUCAGCCUGCCUAUAUCUAUGUCUUCUGCCAAAUGCUUUUCUUAUUUUCCAAUAGAAAACUGAGUAUUUUACGUCCUUACCUAAUAAUAGGUAUUUCAGUGAUCGUUUUAUAACAAGACUAUAAAAUGAAACAGAAAAAAAAUUUCUUUAACGUUUAAAAUUUGCCACGGAAAAUUAAAUUCCUGGAAUACCAGUGCAUUAGCAACUUCUUUGUAGAGAAAUUAACUAUUAUAUAUCCUGCAUAUUUAUUUAUUUAUUAUCCAACCCUAUGAAAGGAACAAAAAAAGAAAACAGUUUUGUUAAGACAGUUAUUUGCAGCUAAAAAUUUGUUUUUUCAUCUUCCCUUUCGUACGUCAUGUAUAUAUACACAUAUGAUCAGAUGCUACUAAAGGGAAGCCGGACAUGCAAAAAUACUAUAUUUUCCCCUCUAUUCUAGGUUCUGUCAUGUUUUUGAAUACAGUGGGCCAAGACUCUGAAGUAGCGGUCCUAUGACGUUAGCCUCUUUGUGGGAAGGAUAAAUGAAGGGGGGAUGUUUGAUGAGAUUAAUGAGAAGGCCCUCCUACCAGGUGUAUAUUAUUUUGUAAACAUUUCGCUCAAGGGCCAGAAAUUAAAUUAUAACUAAAGCACUGUGCUGUCAGAAUUACAUUUAACAUUAACACCAGCAACCAAAAUAGCGGGUUGAAGUAUCUGUCUCAUUUUCUAGUGCAUUGGCAAUUAGGACCAAAGGAAGAAAAAGGAAUUUAAUAUAAGGCUAUAAAGAUGAAUUCAGUGUCUAACAUUUUCUAUUUAUUUAAAUAGUUGUUGUGCUAUUCUAGAUUUCCCAUUUUAUGUCUUUCUCGUUACUGUUUCUUUUUCUCCAACACUUGGUUCCUUUAGGUUCACCGAAUGCACCGUAGCCAGACUCCACAUGACUCAGUUUCCCAACGUUGUUAACAGCUGGGCCUGUGUCAUAAAAUGCAUGGAUCUUUAAUACCUACACAUCCCUGACACUUUUCACCCCAGGGCUGGACUUAAGUAGCUGACCAACUCGGGGAGGGGAGGGCUGGGUUGUUAGAACAUGAUCGAAACGUCUCUGCUCAGGGAUUUAUGGUGGAUCAUUGCAGACAGUGCU